Messenger RNA from Ornithodoros turicata, 908 nucleotides. RefSeq lists its product as uncharacterized. The record is from RefSeq and is a predicted model, not a curated record. Lineage: Eukaryota; Metazoa; Arthropoda; Arachnida; Ixodida; Argasidae. The transcript is spliced from 3 exons. The coding region runs from base 47 to 745 and encodes 232 amino acids.
CCGUAUUAUUCCUUUUCGAAUUUACGUUGCAACGGCGUAAAGCAAGAUGCCCUUUCGUGAUCCCAGGACUCUCAACUAUGCAGGCGCGCAAGUCUGUGACAAUGAUGGGGAUGCCUUCAUGGAUACCGGUGUGCCGCCUGGCCUCCGUACGCGGUGCCCUCAAGAAAGGAUUCACUGGGAAAUGCCUAACGCACCACUCCCUGCCGAACCAUUGGCUCCUCCACAGCCUCGUUUCCGUUUCCUUGCGAACCCGGUUCCGGUAUUGUUCGCCGAGCCCUUACGGACACCGAUACAGGCUCUCCCUCCACCUCUUCCUGCAGGAGGGUACUCCGAGCGAGCCGUCAAUAACGACGCUGUGCGAGCGUGGUAUCAGCAACAGGGUGUACCUCACGAAUCUGGAUUCGAACUUGCCCUUGUACCAUCGUUUGCGUCACCAAUGUCGUCUAUUCCACCGCCGAAUGAAGAGAAAAAGGGCUCAGGGUCUUGCCAUGCAGUGUUUGUGGCAGCCUUUUUCUUCGCACUAUUCGGCAUCUUGCUUUUUGGAAUACUGAAACUUCUGCAGUUUGCCGUUAAAAGCAAAGCACAAACUACCACCUUUCCGCUGGGCAAUAGGAUGCCAAGGUAUGCGUCUACAGACAGCAUUGACUUAUUGGCUGCAUUCACUUCAACGGAAGAAGAUACUGUCGACUCGUUUUCUCGUACUGCAGCGCUGUUUACCAAUGCUACAAUUGUUGGAUCUCCAUAGGCGUGAUGAACUUGCCUGCUGUGGUUCCCGCUCUCUGCCUGCUGUGGUUCCCGAAAUUCGCCUGCAUCUUUUCUGUUGCAUCAUUGCAGAACCACAAGACAUACUCUACUGCUUCACGAGGGCGGACAUAUAACAGUGGCUUAAUAACAAUGUAUUGGACUUC